Cucurbitaria berberidis CBS 394.84 is the source of this 1956-nucleotide messenger RNA. RefSeq names its product iron reductase domain protein. NCBI's taxonomy places the organism in Eukaryota, Fungi, Ascomycota, Dothideomycetes, Pleosporales, Cucurbitariaceae. Bases 1 to 1956 code for a protein of 651 amino acids. The record is from RefSeq and is a predicted model, not a curated record. The transcript is spliced from 4 exons.
AUGCGUUACACUCAAAUCCUAGGCAGUGCUGCUGCACUCGCCGGUUACACUCUUGCUCAAGAAGGUGAGGUCAAAUCUACUGUUGUCUACGACGCGGAAACGAAGAUCAGCUACUCGUCAUACUCAAACCCGGAGUCUGGGACGACAUUUGGUAUUGCACUUCCUAAGAAUGUCACGGACCCAUACGAUGCUAUCAUCAGAAUCACUGCGCCCAUUGCCAAUGGGUGGACUGGAUUCGCAUGGGGAGGAGGCAUGGUCUGGAAUCCAUUGAGCGUUGCAUGGCCAAAUGGCAAGUCUGCAACAAUAUCAGCUCGUUUUGCAUUUGGCAUAAGCUUGCCCCCCAAUUACGACCAGGCUGAGCAUACAUACCUCAAGGGUACGAGGACAAAUAGCACACAUUGGACGGUCAACGCUCUGUGCAAAGGCUGCACUGGCUGGCAAUCAAACGAGGAUGCACGAUACGCGCUCAAUGGCACCGCUACAACUGAGUUUGCCUGGGCCUCUGGCGUUUCUGCUGUUGCGGAUCCAGCUCGCAACGACUCUGCAUUCAACAAACACGAAGCCUGGGGCAAAUGGAUCCAUGACCUGAACGCUGCGCGCAUCGAUAAUUUCGAGUCUUUGGUCAAGUCCAAUCUGCUAACAGCGCCUGUAGCUAGUAGUGCCCCCACCACCGUUGUAACGAGCAUCAAACCAUCGGCGACAGCAAGCCCUGCUGCGCCUGCUGCUAUCCCAGCUUCCUGUCCCGGUGCUGGUAAUCCUUCCUUCCAAGGCAACCUAGCAUCUGGAUGGAAGGCCACCAAGAUUGCAGGAGGCUUGAAUAGCCCUCGCAGCAUUCAGUUCGACACUGCUGGCAACAUGUUGGUGGUGCAAUCCGGCAAGGGUAUCUCGUACCAUAAAAUGGGUGCGGACGGCUGUAUCACCUCGACGAAAAUGUUGAUCUCGCAAAACAAUCUAAAUCACGGCAUUGCCUUGAGUGUUGACGGCAAGACACUUUACGCAAGCUCCAUGACCCAAGCCUAUUCCUGGCCGUACGACGCCGCUGCCGGUACUCUCGGAACUCGAGCGACUGUCGUUACGGGAAUGGUCAACGGUGGUUCCCACUUGACCCGUACUUUGGCUAUCGCACCGCAUGCCCCAAAUCUACUAGUCGUCUCGCAUGGCUCCAACUCCAAUAUCGAUACUGCUACAAGCGACGCCAAGACUGGUCGUGCUAUCAUCAAGGUCUUUGACAUGUCUGCCGUUCCUAGCGGAGGCUACAACUAUGCUUCUGGAGGGUACACUGCAGGCUAUGGACAGCGUAAUGAGGUUGGCAUGUGCUUCGACAAGAACAACAUGCUGUGGGGCGUCGAAAACUCUGGCGACGAGUUCAAGCGCAACGGCAAAGACAUUCAUAACAACAACCCGGGCGAGAAGAUUCAUUACAUGGGCGACGUCAGCAAACCUAACAACAACUGGUAUGGCUACCCAACCUGCUUCACUGUCUGGCAGCCGUCGGACUUCACCGACAAGCAGUUCAAAGUUGGCGACUGGUUCGUUCAGUCUCCCAGCACCACUUUCAACGAUGAUACAUGUAGCCAGCGCGCCGUCGCGCCUAAGCUCACCUUGUUCCCACACUCGGCGCCAAUUGAUUGCAAAUUCGAUGCCAAUAGCUCGACAAUGUUCAUUACAUACCACGGCUCUUGGAACCGAUCUCCGGUAACAGGUUUCAAGUUGGUAGCUGUGAGCUUCAAGUUGGGUACCGACGGGCAGUACACGCCUGUUGAGCCGCUGACAAGCACCACGGCGGCCAAGGACAUCUUCGCUAACCCGAGAGUGGAGAGCUGUACGGGCGGUGGACCGGGUUCUAGCUCGGGAUGCUUCAGGCCUGCGGGACUUGCGUUCGAUGGCCAGGGUAGGCUGUUCAUGACGAGCGAUAUUAGCUCCAACGGUGAACUGUGGAUCUUGGGGAACUCGUAG